GGCAGGAGGAAACAAACAACUAUAAAUGAAGAAAAAUAAUUCCUGAGUGUUCUGGAGACAGAAGACAAUAUGAAAACAUAAUAAAAACAGAACAGGAUGGCUCCAGAAAGUGACCAAAAUAAAAUACCAGAUGACCUCCCGGUAGAAGAGGAGCCAUUGAAACUACCUGGUAGGGAAUUCAAAACUCUAAUAUUUAGCACUCUCCAAGAGACGAAGGAAAAUGCAGACAAAAAGAAGGAAAAAAUAGAAAAAUCAGGGAGAACAUAGACAGAGUAAUGAAAGAAUUCAGGAAAAUAAUAUAGGAACAAAAUGUCAAAAUGAAUAAACAACUAAAAAUCAUACAAAAAUAGCAAUUAGAAACUCAAAAGAUAAACAGUAAGAUUUCAGCCCAGCUGCCCAGCCACUUGUCCACUGAAGCCACCACCAAAGCUGCAGGAUGGGGAGGCAGGUCAUGGCGUCCUGCGUGGGGAGCAGGACCCUGAGCAAAGUUGAUGUGAACUACAAGAUGCAUUUCCAGGUGAUCAACAAACAGCAAGUGGAGGACAUUACUAUCGACUUCUUCUACCGGCCACACACCAUCACCUUUCUCAGGCUCAUGUACUUCGCCUUCGCCAGGGAUGAUUCUGGUCCAGAAGACAACAUCUGGAAGGGCAUCCUCACUGUUAUUUUCUUCCUUCUUAUCAUCAGUGUAUUAGGUUUUCCCAAAGGUCCAUUUACUAGGCCUCAUCCAGCCUUAUGGAGAACGGUUUUUGGACUCAGUGUGCUCUGUUUCCUGUUCCUGGUCUUCCUCCUCUUCCUGAAUUUCAAGCAGGUGAAAUCCAUAAUGUAUUGGCUAGAUCCAAAUCUUCUCUAUGCCACCAGGGAAGCAGAUAUCAUGUAGUAUGCCAGGAACUGUCACGUUAUCACCUGGGAGAGGAUUAUCAGCCACUUUGAUAUCUUUGCAUUUGGGCAUUUCUGGAGCUGUGCCAUGAAGCCCUUGCUGAUCCAUAGUUAUGGCCUCUGCUGGACAAUCAGUAUUACCUGGGAGCUAACUGAGCUUUUCUUCAUGCAUCUUCUGUCAAAUUUUGCUGAGUGCUGGUGGGACCAAGUCAUUCUGGACAUCCUGCUAUGUAAUGGUGGUGGCAUCUGGUUGGGUAUGGUUGUUUGCCGGUUCUUAGAAAUGAGGACUUACCACUGGGCAAGCUUCAAGGACAUUCACACCACCACCGGGAAAAUCCAAAGAGCCAUCCUGCAGUCCAUCCCUGCUAGCUGGACCUAUGUUCAGUGGUUUGACCCCAAAUCUUCAUUUCAGAGAGUGGCUGGGAUAUACCCUUUCACUAUCAUCCAACAGCUGACUGAGUUGAGUACCUUCUUCUUGAAACAUAUGUUUAUGUUCCAAGCUAGCCAUCCACUAAGUUGGUGCAGAAUUCUCUUUAUUGGUGGCAUCACGGCUCCCACAGUGAGACAGUACGUAUAAUACUUACCUCAUAGAACAGAGUGCUGGGUGUUUGGGGUCAUUGGUUUCCUGGAAGCUAUAGUUUGCAUAAGAUUUGGGCAAGAUCUCUUCUCCAAGACCCAAAUACUCUAUGUUGUGUUUUGGCUUCUUUGUGUGGCUUUCACUACUUUCUUGUGUUUUUACAGCAUGGUGUGGUAUGCAGAACACUAUGGUCACCGAGAAAAGACCUAUUCAGAAUGUGAAGAUGGCACCUACAGUCCCGAUAUCUCCUGGCCUCUUGGGAAGGGCACAAAAGGUUCUGAAGACAGCCCACUCAAGCAUUCAGACAACAGCAAAAGCCAUUCUUCUAGAAGAAGGAACCGACAUUCCAAAUCUAAAGUCACCAACAGAAUUGGAAAGAAAUGA
Molecule: messenger RNA, 1840 nt
Organism: Loxodonta africana (African savanna elephant)
Lineage: Eukaryota; Metazoa; Chordata; Mammalia; Proboscidea; Elephantidae
Product: phosphatidylserine synthase 1-like
Exons: 1
Biological process (GO): phosphatidylserine biosynthetic process
Molecular function (GO): L-serine-phosphatidylethanolamine phosphatidyltransferase activity
Source: RefSeq, a predicted model, not a curated record